Fusarium proliferatum ET1 is the source of this 1728-nucleotide messenger RNA. RefSeq lists its product as uncharacterized. The transcript is spliced from 3 exons. Gene Ontology annotation, biological process: fatty acid metabolic process. Gene Ontology annotation, molecular function: medium-chain fatty acid-CoA ligase activity. The record is from RefSeq and is a predicted model, not a curated record. The coding region runs from base 1 to 1728 and encodes 575 amino acids. Lineage: Eukaryota; Fungi; Ascomycota; Sordariomycetes; Hypocreales; Nectriaceae.
AUGGCGACCGAAACGAUGAAUAUACCUUCCGCGCCGUCGCGGCAACAACAGAAGCUCUCUAUCCUUGAGGGCCCUGUCGAUCCUCCACUGGUUGAUUUGACGUUGGGCGAGCUCCUUGAGCUUCAGACAUACCAGCAUGGCAACCAAGAAUGUCUGGUGAUUCCCUGGACAGGCGCCCGCUGGACAUACAAUGAGCUAAGCCAACAAAGCUCAUCUCUGGCGCAAUCGUUAUUGGACAUGGGAAUUGGAGUUGGCGAUCGUGUUGCCAUUAUGGCAGGUAACUGUGAACAAUAUGCGGCUGUCUUCUUCGCGGUGGCUAAAAUUGGUGCUAUUCUUGUCAUCCUGAAUAACACAUACACAUCAACCGAAGCGAUGUAUGGGUUGAAGUUUUCUGACAGCAAGAUUUUCUUCACGACACCAAGAAUCGGGCGGCUCGACCAGAUGCCGCUGCUACAGCAGCUUGAGAAUAAGAAGACAGCCCCCAUGGUUGUGAUGCUGAGAGGAGAUGAGUCUGGUAAAUACCAGACCUAUGACGAAUUGGUGAAUGCUGGUCGCAGGCGCAACCACCAAAGACUGUAUCAAGCAAUGACCAAGGUGCUUCCUCAUCAAGUAGUCAAUCUUCAAUUCACAAGCGGAACGACCGGAUUGCCCAAAGCUGCAAUGCUCACCCACCACAACCUGGUAAAUAAUUCACGCUUUAUUGGUGAUCGCAUGCGGCUUGGUCCUGCAGAUAUUUUGUGCUGCCCUCCACCGCUGUUCCAUUGCUUUGGCUUGGUGCUCGGUCUUCUUGCUGUUGUCACUCAUGGCGGUAAAAUCGUGUAUCCGGCGGAGGUCUUCGAUAUUGACGCAACGCUCAAGGCUAUCUCUGAUGAACAAUGCACUGCCGUUCACGGUGUUCCAGCCAUGUUUGAUUCGCUCUUUCAGGCAAAGUGGCCUGAGAACUUCAACUGCGACAACCUGCGUACUGGUAUAAUUGCCGGUGCACCCGUUCCUCGAUACCUCAUGGAGCUGUUGGUAAACCGUUUCGGAAUGACAGAGUUCACUAGCAGUUACGGCUUGACGGAGGCUUCUCCAACGUGCUUCAAUGCCUUCACUGACGAUUCCAUUGACACAAGAUUGACGACUGUCGGUACUCUGAUGCCUCAUGCAAAGGCCAAGAUUGUUGACCGUGAUGGUAACAUUGUACCUGUCGGUGAGCGUGGUGAACUCUGCAUUGGGGGUUACCAGCUACAGGCUGGGUACUGGAACAACUCAGAGAAGACCAACGAGACUAUGAUCCGCGACGCUGCUGGCGUCCUCUGGCUGCAUACCGGUGAUGAAGCUGUUUUUGACGAAAAUGGGUACUGUUCGAUUACUGGGCGCUUUAAGGAUAUUAUCAUCAGAGGUGGAGAGAACAUAUACCCUCUCGAAAUUGAGGAGCGUCUGAUGGAUCAUCCUGCUAUAACACGUGCCAUUGUCGUCGGCCUCAAGAAUAAGCAUUACGGUGAAGUCGUAGGCGCCUUUGUUGAGUUGGCUGAAGGCCACCAGAAGCCCCAAUUCGAGGAGAUCAAGGACUGGUGUCGCAAGAGGCUCGGUGGUCACAAAUCGCCUGCGCACGUCUUCUGGCUGGGUGAUGGCGAUGUUCCGGCAACAGUCCCUCUGACAGGAAGUGGCAAAGUUCGUAAGUUUGAGAUGGCUAAGCUGGGCGAUGAGCUUCUGCGAAAGCAUGAAGUAGCUGCGAAGCUGUAG